Penicillium expansum is the source of this 1029-nucleotide messenger RNA. RefSeq names its product alpha/beta hydrolase. The transcript is spliced from 2 exons. NCBI's taxonomy places the organism in Eukaryota, Fungi, Ascomycota, Eurotiomycetes, Eurotiales, Aspergillaceae. Gene Ontology annotation, molecular function: hydrolase activity. The coding region runs from base 1 to 1029 and encodes 342 amino acids. The record is from RefSeq and is a predicted model, not a curated record.
AUGCCUAUCACCAGCGAUAUCACCCUUGAUAUUUCCAAGUUCAACCCGGAGAAUGUCACGGAGCCAACAAAGAAGGCCGCAGCUCUGCUGGAAACUAUCACCACAAGCGGGCCCCGAUGGUGGGAGGUAGGCAUUGAGAAAUAUUGUGAGAUGCGGGAACUUGGUCAGACGUCCCUGCCCAAGCCCGUCUAUCUGCCGGAGGCUUUGGAUAGCACUAUUCCAUCACGCGAUGCUGGCCGUGAGAUUCCGAUCCGUGUCUACAAGCCUGAUAAUGGCGAGCCCAGUAAAGGCAUCUUCUUGCACUUUCAUGGUGGCGGUUUCGUGCUAGCAACGCACAAGGAUUUCGAUAGCGUCCUGCGCGAAUACGCCAACAAUUGCCAGCUAACGGCCAUUUCGGUCGGAUACCGUCUGGCCCCGGGACACCCCUACCCGGCUGCUGUGCACGAUGUCAUUGAUGCCGCCGAGUACAUGGUGGACCACGCGACUGAAGUAUACGGUGCGCCCCUCCGCUUUAUCGGCGGAGAAUCAGCAGGUGCAUGUCUUGCCUCUCUAUCAGCUCUACAGCUGAUGCGAUCAAGACCCUCUUACAAACUGUCAGGUCUCAUUCUUCCUUACGGCUUAUUUGACCUGGGCCUCGGACUUCCCACAAUGGCAGCUGCGACCAAGCCCCUUAUGAUCAAUUUGGAAAUCAUGGAGCAGUUCAACAAGGCGUAUGUGCCGGGUAUGAGUAUCGCCGAGCGCCAGCAUCCUUCUAUAUCCCCGCUAUAUGAGGACCUCAAGGCCCUGGUUGCGGCCUCGCCCAUUGGAUCGUUGCCUCCGGCUCUCUUCCUCUGCGGAACAGAGGAUCCGUUGCUUGAUGACACGAUCCUGAUGAGUUCGAAGUGGAGCAUUGCUGGUGGCGAGGCUAUCGUCAAGAUCUACCCUGGUGCCACCCAUGGUUUUACUGUGGUUCCCGGUCUGCCUGUGGCAGACGAGGCAAAUGCUUUGGCCCUGCAUUUCAUGCAGGAGAAAUUGAGCGACUCGGCGUGA